Messenger RNA from Maudiozyma saulgeensis, 1131 nucleotides. Lineage: Eukaryota; Fungi; Ascomycota; Saccharomycetes; Saccharomycetales; Saccharomycetaceae. The record is from the annotation of a GenBank genome assembly.
AUGUUAUUGUCAAGACGUAUACCUGCGUUAUGUGGUCGUCGAGCCAUUUGGAACUCUACUAGUAAAGGAAAUAAUGCCGAUAUAAUGUCUACGGUUAGACAUCUGUCGAGAUCAGCAGUGAACCUUGAAUCUAAAGGUAUGAAGCUUAGUGAGAGUGAGUUGCAAGGCUAUAAAACUUAUUAUAAGGAAUUGCAAGAAACAAUAAAUAAUGUUCCAGAAGAAAUUGCAUUACAAUCACAACCUUUGAUUACCUUGCAUAAUAGAUUAGAAUUACCAGCAAGUUUUAAAUUAUCGAUAUUGUCUAGGUGUCUGACUUGUAGAUCUUCUAAAUUACCUACUUUUGCAUUGGAUAAAGAUAAAAAUAAUACCCAUUUACAAGCAUUUCCAAAUACUGUAGAGAGUAAUGAUUUAUUUGAUAAUCAUGGUCUUAAUAUCUUUGGCAAAAAUAUCCUUGGGUUCCAUAUAACGAAAUAUUUAUUGAAAAAAUAUCCAAGAUUACCUACCGUGGUAUUGAAUGCAGCCAUCGAUUCAUAUAUCUCUCAAGAUAUGUUGGCUAAUAUUGCAAGAUCAUGGGGUAUCGAAAAGGAGGAUACUGCUAUUGUCGAAAGAUACUUAUUAAAUGAACCAAUAUCUCUAACCCUUGGUAAAUUAAGAUAUUUUAAUAAUACAUUAGGUAAGAUCGAUGGUAUUGAGAGAUUAAAUAAAGGGAAUUUUUCUGAAAAUGCAGCUUUAGCUCUUACUGUUAGAAGUAUAAUAGCUGUGUUAUGGACAAUUAAACCAGAAUUGGCAGAAAAAUUUAUAAAUAAACAUAUUACAUCAAGAAAGUUGGAUGUCUCUAAAUUGUUCUUAUUUGAACAACCAGCUAGAGAAUUAUCAAAGCUUUGUGAAAGAGAAGGUCUUGAAAAACCUGUUUCAAGAUUAACAGCGGAAUCAGGUAGACUUUCAAAGGCUCCUGUAUUUAUCGUAGGUGUCUUUUCAGGGGAAGAAAAACUAGGUGAAGGGUUUGGCUCUUCUUUGAAGGAAGCUAAGGCUAGAGCCGCUACAGAUGCAUUGUUGAAAUGGUAUUGUUACGAACCUGUCUUGCACGAGGGUCAAGCGCCGAUCAUUGACCAUGGUACUGUUAUUGUUUAA